Molecule: messenger RNA, 2031 nt
Organism: Musa acuminata subsp. malaccensis (wild Malaysian banana)
Lineage: Eukaryota; Viridiplantae; Streptophyta; Magnoliopsida; Zingiberales; Musaceae
Source: RefSeq, a predicted model, not a curated record
AUCCCCUCUCCCCUCUCUUCGUUCCUCCGUCGCUUUCCAUAUCUGUCGCUCCCUCCUCUUUUCCCUCCCUCCCACGCCCGUUUGAUUUCUAGGGCUUGACGCUGUUUCUGCACAUUCCUCCGCCUCCGGGACUGAAUCUUGCACCACUGCUCGCAUCAAGAUUUCGUCUUUCGUUUUCUUACGCCUGGAAAGAUUCACCGUCACUCUUCUUAUGAUUAAACGUUGUCUGUUGGAGACGUUUUCCGAUUGAUUGCCGCGAGAUCUUAUGUUUGUGAUUCUUUUGAAGUCAUACUUGUUUAGGUUCAAGAACGUGUUGAUGCUCUUUCCUUUAUCCACUAAUUUAGGCGCACCUUUUGCUUUUCUUUCUGGUGUUAUUUGAUUCACAUGACCGCAAUUUUUUUUUGCGUUCAUAAAUAUCACCAGUCCUUGCUCUGGGUUGGGUGUCUUUUUUUGUUUCUUUUCUUCUUUAUUGGGAAAGUUUGAACUGACAAUCGAGUUGUAACCAUUAAUGUGGUUUUUGAGCAUUUCUUAAUUCUUCUUCUGCUUGAAGCAAUCUAUGUAGUGUAUUGUUAUCUGAAUUGUUGAUUGUCAUGUUACCGAACCUUUAUGAGUUUUAUGGAAUCACGAAAUGUUUCCUUGUAGCAGGAUUUAGAAUAUUGAUAUUCCAUGUUGACUUUGUGUUACCUCUGCCAAGAUAUCUAUCGACCACCUGGUUGACCAACGGACUUAUGGUCUCGAUUUUGUCUUAGAUUACAGAAAGAAACUGUAUGGUUUAUGCUUGUGACAGUCAUGAUUCUAUAUGACCAAGUGGGCAAGGCUUAUUUUGUAAGAAAUGGCAAGAAGAAUCAGAAGCUAUCACAGAAAUUCAUCUCGGAAGUUUCGGUCGACUCCAUAUCCGGUGCCUUCAUAUCAACGACCUAUUUCAGCAGAAAGGUCUUCAAAGAAGACAUCUUUUACCUUGGAGAGGAAGGAUUGGAAGGGUGCUACUUGCCCUGUGUGCAUGGAAUUUCCACACAAUGCUGUACUCCUCCUUUGUUCAUCUCAUGACAAGGGCUGUCGCCCCUACAUGUGUGCAACCAGCUGCCGUUUUUCUAAUUGUCUUGAACAAUUCAAGAAGGCAUAUGCUAAAACAACUUCAUUGGUGGAAAGUCGGAUCCAUGAUUUGCCUGCAUGGAAGAAAUGCGAGGUAGUGGAGUUAGCAUGCCCUCUAUGCCGAGGGCAGGUGAAAGGAUGGACUGUGGUGGAACCAGCACGUAAAUAUCUCAACAAAAAGAGGCGAAGCUGCAUGCAGGACGACUGCUCAUUCAUCGGUAGCUACAAAGAGCUUCGUAAGCACAUGAGGUCUGAGCACCCUUGUGCGAAGCCCCAUGUAGUGGAUCCUGUUCUCGAACAGAAAUGGAGAAAUCUCGAGUACCAGAGUGAGCGGGCAGAUGUGAUCAGUACAAUAAGAUCUUCAAUGCCUAGGGCAGUUAUAUUGGGAGAUUAUGUGAUAGACAUGGACGACAGUGACUCUGACUUUGAUGAUGACAGUGACUCUGGCACCGAUUUCGAUGACUACAAUGAUGAUUUUUUCGAUAACGCAAAUGGUAUCUUUGGACGGAGGAAUGGUCGGAGUAUCUUUACCGCACUCAUGAGGGAGGCUGCCCGUAAUAGGAGGUUUAGAAGAAGCCGUGUAGGUAAUGCUAGAGAAGGGAGCAAUGGUCAUCUUCCAACCAUCGUUGAUCGUGCUUCGCGUGAUGCAGCAUUUAGUUAUCGCUUGGAGGAACAUGAUGAUGACAGGAGUGCUGUAGGCAUAACCCGUUCUGAAAGGCAGCAUAGGAGGAGGAGCCUGGGAAGAUCAUCAGUACAUGGUACAAGAUUGUUGUGAUGGUGUGGUGUAUGUUCAAAUUCAAAUUAUUUCUUUCCCUUUGUUCUUUCUUUUUUCUUCAUAAAUAUGUACUGAUAUAGCAAACAUUAAAGCUUGUUCCUCCUGCAAGUCCCGUUAUAUUUCAUCAACAUCAAAAUUUAAUCUGGAGAUCAAAACUUUGAAUU